Molecule: messenger RNA, 747 nt
Organism: Dimorphilus gyrociliatus
Lineage: Eukaryota; Metazoa; Annelida; Polychaeta; Dinophilidae
Source: the annotation of a GenBank genome assembly
AGAGAUCGAAGUUCCGGUCCUCGAUAUUUUUAUUUAUUUUUUGAAUAACAAAUCGUUCAAAUCAGUGAGAACCCCAAUUAAAUUAAAAUAUUUCCAAAUUUUUAAAUAGACAUUAGACAAUCAGGACUAUGUCAAUUGAUUUUCACGGUCCCACCGCAAAGCAAGAGCAGCAAAGUCGUAGGAUAUUAGAACAACUAAAUGAAGAUAAGAGACGACUGAAAGCAGCUACCCAGAAUCAGAGCUUAGUUCCAGAAUCGCAACCUAAUCCAAAUCCUAUGCUGCUACCAGGUGACAAUGGGGGAGCUAGUCGAUCGGCAUCACAAGCGCUAAAACAAGCUCACGAGUCUUCCUUCGGCUAUUAUGUGACACAGGAAUCGAAUUUUGGCAACGUCAUUCUACCAGUCUUACCAAGAUUUGUGGAAACUAAACCGGCAAAAAGCUAAAAUUUUAACUUCUUAGUUUCAUUUAUUGUUCUAAGAUUUAGAACGAUACAAUAUACACUUUACAUAUAUUGUUUUUAAAAGUAGACAAUAGUUUUCUUUUAAGCACUAUAUUUUGAUAGAAACUUAUUAAAACUAAAGCUCUAUUCCUCUACAUUGGAACACAAAAAAAACUGAAAGAAAAUACACUACUUCCGGUAAUUAAUACCGACCAAUCUAGAAAUUAAGUUCAAUAUAUUGUUGUUUUUUCUUUUUUUUGUUUGUUUGAUUAAAAUGAAUAUAGUUACUGUAUUAAAAUUUCCAAUAA